This is a messenger RNA of Mercenaria mercenaria, 2098 nucleotides long. RefSeq lists its product as uncharacterized. The transcript is spliced from 2 exons. The record is from RefSeq and is a predicted model, not a curated record. The coding region runs from base 212 to 1957 and encodes 581 amino acids. NCBI's taxonomy places the organism in Eukaryota, Metazoa, Mollusca, Bivalvia, Venerida, Veneridae. Gene Ontology annotation, molecular function: protein binding; zinc ion binding.
UCUCAAUUACCUGUCCUAUAUAUUGGUUAAAUAAGCAGGAAGAUAUUAUUAAAUGAAAGGAUACAUUUGCUGAUACAGGGCAUAACACUUGAAAGAGUACAAUGCAGUAUUAAAAGUAAAUAGAAAUUGUAUAAAAUGGAGGGACACUGUGUUAAUAUAAUUAUAAUCAUUAAACGAACAUAGUGUACGUGUAAAAUUCUAGAUUUACAAUAUGGCUACUGACGGAAAUAAAUCGCAAAUGCUACGUGGCGGACAUGAAACUUUCUAUGAAUUUUCUUGUACGCUUUGUGAUGGUGAAGGAAAGCAUGUCGAAGCAGAUCGAUACUGUAAAGAAUGUCUCGUUUACAUGUGUUACUCAUGCGUGCAAAAUCACAACAGGUUUCCUUUGAACAAGAGACAUCUGAUGUUGAGUCAGAGCCGAUUUGUGGAAGUAGCUAACACAGCACCACUUGUGUCGUUUCCAACAAAAAGAUGUACUAAACAUCAUGGAGAACUUAUUAAUAUCUUUUGUGGAAACCAUAAUGUCGUCUGCUGUAGUGUAUGUAAAGCGUUAGAACACAAUUUGUGUGUUGAAACAAAGCAUCUACCAGAUGCCGCGAAAGGUAUACAGGUCAGUACAGAGUAUACAGAUAUCAAAAACGAAAUGGAAGCUUUUCUUUCUGAUGUCAACGCAGUACUUCUUGACCGAAAAACAGAUAUCAAACGCUUGGCCGAAGACAAGGAAAAGGUUAAACAAGUCAUCGGUGAUUUCCGUAAAAAGGUAGAUAAACACUUUGAAAAUCUUGAAAGAAAAGCGUUUGAUGUGAUGAGAGAGAAACAGAAAGAGCUUGUGAGUAACAUCGACCGAGAUGUAAGAUAUCUUAAUGGAAUGAAGACAGAAGCCGAGGAUACGUUAAAACAACUUGAAUCAUUCCAAAGUCAAAAUGAAAGUGAACUUUUUGUUUAUGUAAAAGAAGGCAAGCAGUUGUUGAAGAAUGGCAAAGAAAGGGUUCGUGAGAUUGCUAGAACACUGCACAAACAAACGAUUCAUUUCGAGGUGUCUUCAAAGAUUGAAGAAUACUUACAGUCACUAGAUACGCUUGGUUCAUUUUCAGGCUACACUUUGUCUGAGUAUUCUGUACCGCCGCCGCAGAUAUAUACAGAAAGUUAUUGCCAGACUGCACGAAAGUUUGGCCAAUUUAAUGUUAAAGAAACGUCAGACUUGGGUACAUGUUCCAUCCGUGACAUUUGUUUCUUACAUGAUAACAGUAUUCUUAUCACGGAUGACACCAACAUGAAGCUUAAAAGAUUAAAUCAAUCAUACGAAUUGAUUGACUCAGUAAAAUUACCCGAUGAUUGCUACUAUGUAUGUAGUGUUUGUCCCGGUAAGGCCGCAGUGUUUCCUAUGUUCUACGGAGAAGUUCAAUUUGUUUCAGUUGGAAAGAAAAUGACAUUGACAAAGUCAUUUUGUGUGAGAAAUGUUAGUGGAGGAAUUACUUGUAUUGAUGACAAAAUGUAUGUCUGUUGUGGAAGUGACGAGGAUCCUGAUACUGCCUGUGUAGAAGUAUAUACACACAAUGGGGAAUGGCUAUACUCCAUUCCACAGAAGCCACAGCAUUUACGUUCAGCUCCGAGAAGAAUCACAUCCAUCGACGACGGUCAUUAUCUCUUCGUAACAAGUUGCCAUAGCGAUAGCAUAACUACGUUAGAUCUAGCUGGUAAUGCCGUCAACACUUUCAGCCACGACAUGUUGGACUCACCAGAAGGAAUGUGUAGAAAUGACAAAGGACAAUUGUUUGUAUGUGACGGAAACAACAACACAAUUGUUCUCUUUUCACCCAAGCACCAGAAAAUAGAAGUGAUUUUGAAAGAAGCAGAUGGCAUUAAAGAUCCGCUGGGAAUUUGCUAUGACCAGGAACACUCAAGACUUCUUAUUGGGUGUCGUCACAAGGACGAACUAAUAGUCUUUAGUCUCUAAAUUUGUUGAUCUAAAUAUGAAUAUUCUUCACCACAAUGACAUGAGUUUGUUAACCAUGAUACAUAUGGACAUGCCAUCACUGAAACAAUGUUUGAUAUUGCAGAUAAAAGCUAGAAAUUUAAUAAAAUGAAAUAUAUAACU